Messenger RNA from Amphibalanus amphitrite, 4304 nucleotides. RefSeq lists its product as uncharacterized. The transcript has 9 exons. Bases 240 to 3500 code for a protein of 1086 amino acids. The record is from RefSeq and is a predicted model, not a curated record. NCBI's taxonomy places the organism in Eukaryota, Metazoa, Arthropoda, Thecostraca, Balanomorpha, Balanidae.
CAGUACGGUCAGUGACCCGGCCCGUGGCGUGUGCCCCGCGGCGCAGUCCGCACACUCAGUUGGCGGAGGGCGGGGUCGCGGUCGGUCGCGCGGGUGGAGGGGCUGACGCUUGGGCUGCCCAGUCGCGGAUGUUUUAAACAUUGUUAUUUUAAUUUAGGCUGGAAGGGCAACAUUGCUGGAAAGCUGGAAGGCGUCACUCUACGGUAGCGACUCCCACAAGAAGCACUACUGGCGUCGCCAUGCCUAGAAGAGGGCACCAGCAAAGGAGAAAAAACGUCAAAGAAGAUGCCUCCAGACAGUCGUGCAAAAAUGACAAUCGAGGCGGCCGUCCUGGAGCCGGCGGGAGUAAACAAGCUGUUUGUCAGGAUGACUUCGAUGCCGCUAUUCCUGCACUCAUCGAUGUGUUUCACUACCAGCCGGGCUCGGAUGUCACCGACUACCACCUGUUCCAGAGGAUGAGAUUCUACGUGCUGCCGAAUCAUUCGUUACGUCGGCGGACGCAGCUCGGUUUCGUAAGAGUUUACGACAUGUUUCGCGGUGCGGUGCCACCAAACCAUCCAAUCGAACUGAGCUGUGGCGUCCUGGUGCACAUGCAAGAGGGACUGGACAUAGAUGGGCCUGUACAGCGGUUUCCCAGUCAGUCUGUGGUGCGGCGCGCUCUCGACGCGGGCAGGUUUCUGCGCUGUUUGGACUUCAGAGAGUACCUGCACACCAUGUGGCUGUCCGAGUGCGCCUUCUGGGACGUACAGGCGAAAUUAGUUCGGUCGUCGCCGAUGCGGCAAACGCUCCGCGCCAUGUUCGAGUCUGUGGUCGAGCCGGUUCGUCAGCUGGACUUUGGUGAAAUGUGUGAGCGGCUGGCGCUGUCAGGUCAGUCGUACGCCGAGGACGCCGGCCAGCGGUUCUCCCUGAUCAUCGCGCCGCGCCUGCCGGCCGCCGCCGCCGCGCAGCUCUACGAGAAGCUGCACCGGGUGCUGGAGCGGGCCUUCGACCUGUUCCUGGUCGGCAGCGAGGCGGUGGAGCUGCAGGAACCGACGGCUUACUACGACUCUACCAGCUCAGAGGACGAAGAGUGGACUUCCUCCACGCAAAUGAAACUCUCAGCAUCUACAGAGGACAUCAUAGCUAAGAGCUCGUCUCGCGGACCGCGCGGCUGUCAGCUGGACUCCUGUGACGGGGGCAGUGUCGGCUGUGACCUGAGCCUCAGCUCGCGGUCCUCCUGGACGGAUCCCUGGGAGGAGCCGCUGCCGCUCUCUGCCGACGAGGACGACCCGGCGCUCUCCAUGCUGCUGGUACGCAGUCUGGUGACCCCCGAGGCUGGGUCACCGGUCCGACACAGCUCUCGCCGGGUGCGGAUCAGGAACGCUCUGGAGGGCGGUGCCUCUGCGCUCAGCCAGGUUCUUCGACAAAUCGACAACUGGGAGAGGGAAGAGCUGAGCACUAGGAGCCUUGAUGGUCAGAGGGGUGAAGAUAGAAGGCUGAUGGAGAUGAGCAAAGGGGAAAAAGACAUCAGCAGUGGGAGCUCAAAAUCUCGUGAAGGCGUCCGGGAGCUCCUUUCAGCAAAGGAAACCGCAUCUGUGAGCAGUUUCACCACAGCGUCAGCGGCGGAAGAUCAGCUAGAAAAUCUGCCCAAAUACGCCAAACCUCACAAUUCACAAGAGCCCGCGACGAAGGUCGAGCGCAGAUUGUCACGGCAAGUGCUACUGCUGAGCGAUGAAAAUCGAAUCGAAUCAUCGAAUUCGUCUUCAAGCAUUGUGGGUGAGGGUUCAGACAGGCAUGCCCUCGCCGCAGACCAGACGACGCCCAAACGAGUGUCAUCGAAAGACUGCAAUGGGGAGCAAGGGAGUCAGGGCUCUGAGUGUGAGGAACUGCAAAAGCCAGUCGGCGCUCAUAGACCUCAUUCAGACGCUGACAAUGAAGACGACGUGGUCGAUAACUGGCACUUCGUUCAAAGCUUUAUCAGGUCUGGGACGAUGCAGCCAAAUCGUUCACAGGAAUGUCCCGCGCUGAUCGACAUGCAAGAAGGAAAAUCCAAUGGACUUCAAACCAACGAUGUCACUGUCUGGUCCAGAUGUGACGGAGGUACUGAUCAACUUGACAAAGUGAGCGCGCCGAAACAACCACAAAGCCUCGAGUCUAGCCGCAAAACUGAGGAGAGGCGUAACACAAAUGCCGAGAGAAUCUCUGACAACAGCACUGUGAGCAAGGAAGACCACGCUGAAUCUGAGAGUUUGGGGCUGGAAGAGCAGCAGAGUGGCAUCGGAAAAGAAGACGCCAAGCAAAUCAAAACAGGGAAGUCGAGAAAUAAACACAGGAGAAGAAAAGCUGCGAAACGAAGGACAGCAGUGAAUGGGGAUGAACAGAACCUAUCCUCGAGAAAGGCCGAUGGCAUUGCCUGCUCUUCCGUCACGGACAAAAGGGACACGCCGAAAGCCGUCUUGGAGGACCCCGCAGCGGUGCCCACACAAAGACGCGCAACUGUCUUCGGUAUCAAUGUGAGCACACGGAACGAGGUGUUGCAAAUAUAUGUACCCGAGGAAUCAGUAGAUGAGGUUGGUGUUGAUGCGGUUGAAGAGCUCGACAAGGAAACAGAACAAGGGGCGGCAAACCUCGUUGCAAAGAAGAAGCAAAUCGCUAAACAAAGCGUUGGCAAAAACACGAAAACCUCAGAACAGCAUCCUACGUCUUUACAGCUUCAACAAAGACUUCCGAAGCCAAGAGAUGAUCAUGUCGAUGGUUUUCAGGAAGAACAGAUUCCAGCGCUGACUCGGACGCCCCAAGUAGAAUCAACUCUUCUGACAACCGUCUCCAAUGAGAACCGAUGUGUUCUGAAGAACUGCUCACGAGAGACGCCCUACCAGCCCAGACUGAAGAAAGCAGAUGCUGUGCCGUCCCUGCUUUCCCUGGCUAACAGUGCAUGCAUUGCCUCCGUGCUUGACAAAACAGCAUCACGUGAGAAGUUUGGUACACCAGUACUGGAUCAGCCUCAAAGGGCAAAAGAUGUGCUGCGCUUGACUCAGCGGAGUGAAUCCUCGACCGACGAACCACGAUCCCACUCUCCAGUAGAAGCGGAUAUGAGCAAAGUUAGCCCAACAGCCGACACUAAAGAGACCAUUGUGAUACUGAAGGCAGCCCUGAAGUCGAAGGAUCACUCGGAACGAAUCACCGCUCAUGCUCUCCUGCUCGCGAUCGGUGAAGAUGUAGACCCACAGGAGCCUUCGAUUACAGAAAGAAGUACUCCUGCAUCCAAUGCUGGCAGUGGUUUGGAUCUGCUUUCAGCGGCAUCGCAGCUGAUGCCUAAACUUGUAAACAUCGAAAAUCAUGACCCGGUAGUGAUCUCGAAUGGAGAUAUGGUCACGUCUCAAAAGAGCACAGACAGUGGCAGCACCGAUUCGCUCACUGGAGAGCAGACUGGAAACGAAUCUGGAGAGGGUAAGGACAGGAAAGAUGAGAGUGUUGAGGAACAGCUUGCUGGAAAGGCAGCUACGGGACGAACGGUCUAAGGACGAUUGGGGAGACCGCCGGAAACAGAAUUAAAAAGGGCUGCAUUUUAGGCUAUAUAAUUGUCGAGAGAGGUUCACUCUUUCAUCGGUCGGACUCUUCGGUCCAAGAAAGGCUUUGAGAAGCGGUGGCUGGCUCUGCAAACUGUAUUAUGUUGAAAACUCUUAGUGACCUGACCAUGUAAGAGUCAAAUGAAGUGUUGAAAAAAAUCCAAAUUUCAUUUUUUUUUAGCCGGUAGGUAUAUGGUCAACAGCGGCGUGAGCAGAGAUUAUUGUAAGCGGCGGCCUGUUCUGUUUGUUUCGCUGCAAAAGGCCAACGAAUAGCAUGCACUAGGAACUGCUUUCAGAUGGUGGUACAAGCUUGUGAAUGUGAGUGGGAUCAUUUAAUUUAUUUGUUUUAUUGCUGACUCUGCGACAUGAAACUGCGUUCCGUGCUCCAUGAUGCUGUUUGUUAUCUUUCGUGACGACAUGCUCUCAUCGAAUGUUACUGUUCAUCGAUUGUUGGUCAGGAUGGAAGGUGCAUAAUAUUCUAGAAAUCUCAUCGCAACCUCAUAUAUCGCAAUCGCAAUAUCAAAUUGGUUAAGUUUCUGUGCAAUUGAUUAUCGAUGUAAUUCAAUUUCGAGACAUUUUUGAAGUUUCGUAUAAUUAAUGACUCAUCAAUCAGAGACGUUUGUCUGCUUUUCUGUGGGAUGAGAACGUGCGCUCUGCGCAUAUGUGAUGCAUUGAUGUAUAUGCAGUAGGUGGCAUGUGUGCACUGUGCAGACAUAAUCGUAUAGAUGUGUGCAAUACAAAUGCCAUUGACACGAA